This is a messenger RNA of Numida meleagris (helmeted guineafowl), 1918 nucleotides long. It is a transcript of the gene OAZ2, whose product is annotated as ornithine decarboxylase antizyme 2. NCBI's taxonomy places the organism in Eukaryota, Metazoa, Chordata, Aves, Galliformes, Numididae. Gene Ontology annotation, biological process: positive regulation of protein catabolic process. Gene Ontology annotation, molecular function: ornithine decarboxylase inhibitor activity. Gene Ontology annotation, cellular component: cytoplasm; nucleus. The record is from RefSeq and is a predicted model, not a curated record.
GCGAGCGGGAGGGAGGGGGCGUGGCCCGGCGCGCGGCGGGGUCAGUCGGAGCGGCGGCGGAGGAGGGAGGUGGUGCGGAGCAGAGCGUAGCGGAGCGCAGCCGGAGGCAGCUGAGGAUGAUAAACACCCAGGACAGUAGUAUUUUACCUUUGAGUAACUGUCCCCAGCUGCAGUGCUGCAGGCACAUCGUUCCGGGGCCUCUGUGGUGCUCCGAUGCCCCUCACCCACUGUCGAAGAUCCCCGGUGGGCGAGGGGGUAGCAGGGAUCCUUCUCUUUCAGCUCUGAUUUACAAGGACGAGAAGAUCACUGUUAGCCAAGAUGUCCCGGUGCACGAAGGGAAGCCUCACGUUGUCCACUUCCAGUACAAGGUCACAGAGGUGAAGACCUCCUCCUGGGAUGCAGUGCUCUCGAAUCAGAGCCUCUUUGUGGAAAUCCCUGACGGGCUAUUAGCUGAUGGAAGCAAAGAAGGGUUAUCAGCACUGCUGGAAUUUGCUGAAGAAAAAAUGAAAGUCAACUAUGUCUUUAUUUGCUUCAGAAAAAGCAGAGAAGAUAGAGCACCACUCCUGAAGACUUUCAGCUUCUUGGGCUUUGAGAUUGUGAGGCCUGGUCACCCCUCUGUCCCAUCGCGGCCAGAUGUGAUGUUCAUGGUGUACCCCCUGGAUCAGAACUCUUCCUCUGAUGAAGAAUAGCUGCGGCGGGGGACCCGAGCGUGACCUGAAAAUGCUUUGGAGGGGAGAGAGGGUUUCAUCUCCUUUCUUGAGAAACGGGAAAACAAGCUUCUGUUGGACUGAAAUCGCAUUUCUCAUUGUUAGAUUGGCCUGUGUAUCCUCAGAGUUGACUAUCUCAUUGAAACGUGUUGCCUAGAGAACUAUAUAUACACACAUGUAAUCACCAAAUAGUAAAUGGAAGAUGUUUAUCAACUGGCAUAGGAGCUCCUGCCACGCGGCUGUGUGGUGUGCUAGCCUAGAGGAGCCUCGUGUGGGCCCACAUAGGGAGCACAGCAGUAGGUGCAGCAUCAUCAACCCGACUUCUCUGCAUCAGUGUUGGUUCUGUCCCCAUCACCUGAUGUGUGGCGUGCGCUCGUCUGACCAACCACCUCUUGGUUUUCACUCAGCCUCUUAAACGUAAGGCAUGUUUGGGGUUUAGACACAUGGAGGAGGCGUCAGUUAACCUUUAACACUACGUUAAAGCCCCUCUGCAUCUCUGCUUUGGGGCAACCAAUGCUGUUUUAACUGGUCUUUUUCCUUUUUUUUUUUUUUUUUUUUUUUUUUUUUUAAGAAAAACCACCCAACCUUCUUUCCUCUUCCAGCUUUUGUUUAAGCAGUCUUACUCUGUUUGAUGUUACCACUGCACUAUCACCGUGUUCAAUAAAAGGGGCAUUCAGAUUAACUUCACCCAGAUGGGGCUGCUUAUUUGCAAGAGCAGAGCCUUGCUCGAGCUGCAGUGCUUCCCGUGGGGCGGAGGAGUGGUGGGAGCACCGGCCAGGGGCUGCAUCCCACCUAUGGCCCACAGUGGUGGGUCUCAUCCCCGAGCUGGGCGUGGGGUUGUCCUCACUCCUGUCCAGAGUGCUGAGCUCCUGCCCGGGGGAGUGGUGGUGCCUGCAGUGGGACGCUUGUUUCUCCAUCGCAGCUGUGCCCUUGUCCCUGAACUGCCCCGCUGUGACGGGCUGCCUGUCUUCGGGGCCACAUGCGCAGGGUGCAGGGGCAGACUGUGCCCUGAGACGCGUUGCUGGUGCUCCCUGGCCCGGCUUCUGCAUGUGGAGGUGUCCGUGAGGGCUCUGUGCACUCCCACUCUCCUGCGGAGGAGUUAAAGCAGAAGCUGAGCUGUUCUGUAACCGUCGUGCUCGGUGUUUUCCGUCUGGGGGAAGACAGGUGGGGCUGGGAUACGAGCUGGUGUGAAUAAAUCAUCUUAAAGUUUG